Messenger RNA from Malassezia restricta, 1950 nucleotides. RefSeq lists its product as uncharacterized. The transcript has a single exon. The record is from RefSeq and is a predicted model, not a curated record. NCBI's taxonomy places the organism in Eukaryota, Fungi, Basidiomycota, Malasseziomycetes, Malasseziales, Malasseziaceae. The coding region runs from base 1 to 1950 and encodes 649 amino acids.
AUGCAUGACAUGCUAUCUACUAUAUUUCAGCCGUGCGAGCUCCAGGUAAACCUGAUCCAAAAUGUGAUUUUUCUGAGACCGCCACAGCGUGCUGAAUUGGAUGCUGAGCACCGAACGCAUGAGCUGCCUCCGCUUUCGAAUGACGAGCUUGUACGAGGUAUCAUUCAUCUUUAUGCACCGUCGUCUCGACACAUCGAUGGUCUGCGUGUGCAUCUGCGCGCUACUAUGUCCCUUGCCCAUCUGGACACGGCGCAGAAUCAGAGUCCUUCUUCGUGGGAAACGUCGACAUUUAUGGAUCGAAUCCUGGAAAUUUGUGUUCCACCACGACUCUCCAAAUUAAAUGCGCCUCGAUCAAGCUCAUCGAGUGUUCCCCGGCCACGCAGUCCAUCGAUUGUGCCAGGUGGUGGGGGUCGGCACGGUGACAGUCAUGAUAUUUUCCGGAAUAUGGUGCGCGGUGUCUCGAAGAACCGCGCUUCGCGGUCUGGCUCACAAACGCCUGCUCUGCUGCGUAUACCGCAUGGCAUGCCCACCACGCACCAUGAAGAUCCGCGUUGCAGUAAUCAUUCCCUGUCGCGAACGCCAUAUGAGCAUUCUGGUACAUCCACACCUCAAUAUGGCUUCGGUGGCGGUGCCAUGACGGACGAGGAUCUACAGCAUGUGACAGAGCAGUUGGAAGCGCAAAAUGUGCACGAUGACGAGUUUGAGCGUCGUGGACGAGCUGUCUCACGGCGAGAGCCUCUGGCGCACAACGAAGAAAAGCGGGGUCGAUCCAAGUCGAAGCAUCUGGAGGUCAUCUCACAGGGCGGCGACGAGGAUGGCAUGGAGUUGAGUAAGGGUGUGCAUAUGUUUGAAUUUGCGUUCAUUGUUCCUGCAGACUCGCCGCCGUAUGACCGAAGCCCCUUUGGCAAGGUGCGAUACAUGGUCAAGGUUACGGCUCUGGGUGCUGGCCGUGCGCGAAGCAACGUGGAAGAAUGGCGCGACUUUUUUCCUAUGGUCAACCCUGCGCCGGAUGGCGGUGUGACGCCGCUGACGGUCCUUUUCAACGAUGUACAUCCAACGAUGGGUUUGUUGUCUGUGGCGUGUACGUCCAACAAUAUAUCGGUCGGUGGUCUGUUCAACAUUGAUAUCCACAGUCCCUCGCCGCCGCCUGACUUGAUCGUGUAUAUGGCGCGCGUAUCUCUGCAUACGACGAUCGAAGUCACAACGCGUCGCAGGGGUCGGCAGGUGUCACCUGUCCAGAAGCGGCGUCUGUUUGAAAAGGGCAUUGUGGCCCAUGAAAAAUCCAAUUUGGACGAUAUCGAUCAUAUGCCAGGCUAUAUCCGUUAUGCGGGCGACGAUUCGGCGUGGACUGUGCAGGGUGUGGCACGUAUCCCCGACGACAAUGCGAUUCGUCCCAGUACGAUGUCCGGCACGCGCUCGCCGCUGCGUUUCCAUCACACGCUCGUGGUAGAAGUGGUGCACAGCAGGUCGAAUCCAUCGGUGCCAGAUGCCCUCACACCAGAAGGACGACGGAAGAUCAAAGUAUUUACGCUGCGGCAAGGCGUGAUUAUCCCCUCUUGCUGCUGUGCGCUGGACGCCGUGACGCUGCCAGCCUACAGCCCUAGCAGCAAUAGCGCGCCGAAUGUGCCGCAGCUCAAGCAUCUCACGGGGUCGACGUGGGAGCAGAUUGUCAUGGCGAAUCAAGACCGCGGCGAGUCGCACAAUAUGUGUGUAUGUGGGAUGAGCCUAGCCGAUUUAUCCGCUGCCGAGCAGGCCAUGCUGCCCCCACCUGACCCCACGGAUCUCAUGAUUAGUGAGGCAACGCCGGGGCGCAAGCCCGGUGAGCUGCAGUCGUCUGACGAUUUGCACGCUGGAUUAUCUGAUCACUCUUACUACGAACCUAUGCAGCGCCCGACAGCGUCGCGAGCCGCAUCUUCUUUUACCGACUUGCCGCCGGCCUACACGAAGUAG